UCCACUUUAAUACAUCCACUCAGACAUCCAUGCAGUGUGUCAACAGAGCACAGUGCAGUUUGAUUUCAGACAGGAGCAGGAUACUGAAGGCAGCUCUCCACCUCCAGCCUUUUCUUCCAGCAAAAUGAGCACCGAACCAGUAGUAAUCGUUUCUGCUGCACGGACGCCAAUAGGGUCCUUGAAUGGUGCUCUAUCCACGGUCCCACUUCAGGACCUGUGCUCAGUGGUGAUCAAGGACGUACUGAAGCGAGCUGGGGUCAAACCAGAGGAUGUCUCUGAGGUUAUCAUGGGACACGUCCUAACGGCAGGUCAUGGGCAGAACCCGGCUCGUCAGGCCAGUGUUGGUGCAGGUAUUCCUUAUCCUGUCCCUGCAUGGAGCUGCCAGAUGGUGUGUGGUUCUGGGCUGAAGGCUGUGUGUCUGGCAGCUCAGUCCAUUCAGACCGGAGAGUCCACUGUGGUGGUAGCAGGUGGCAUGGAGAGCAUGAGCAGGGCUCCUCACACAGUGCAAAUGAGAGCAGGAGUGAAGAUGGGCGAUGCCUCCCUGCAGGACUCCAUGGUGGCCGACGGACUGACAGACGCCUUCCAUGGCUACCACAUGGGAAUCACAGCUGAGAAUGUGGCAAAGCAGUGGAGCGUCAGUCGAGAGGAGCAGGAUCGCUUCGCUGUCCAGUCUCAGAACAAAACGGAGGCGGCACAGAAAGCAGGAUACUUUGAUCAGGAGAUUGUUCCUGUCAUGGUGCCAUCCAGAAAAGGUCCAGUGGAGGUGAAGGUGGAUGAGUUUCCUCGACACGGCAGCAACAUGGACAGCAUGUCCAAGCUCAGACCCUGCUUCAUCAAGGACAGCAGCGGCACCGUCACCGCUGGAAACGCUUCAGGUAUAAAUGACGGAGCAGCAGCUACUGUCCUGAUGAGCCAAUCGGAGGCUGUGAGGCGUGGCGUUAAACCGAUGGUCAGAAUUGUAUCCUGGGCUCAAGCUGGCCUGGACCCGUCUGUCAUGGGAACUGGACCAAUACCGGCCAUCAGGAAAGCGGUUGAGAAAGCAGGCUGGCAGCUGGACCAGGUCGACUUAUUUGAGAUUAAUGAAGCCUUUGCUGCUCAGUCUGUUGCUGUGGUCAAAGAGCUGGGCCUGAAUGCAGACAAGGUGAAUGUGAGCGGCGGGGCCAUCUCUCUGGGUCAUCCCAUCGGCAUGUCCGGCUGCAGAGUGCUCGUCACUCUGCUGCAUGCACUACAGAGAACUGGAGGUCAUAAGGGAGUGGCGUCUCUCUGCAUCGGAGGAGGGAUGGGUAUCGCCAUGUGUGUGGAGAAGGUUUGACAUGAAUAUCCAAUGCUGCUUAACAGAUUGCACUCAACAUCGUUUUUUUUUUUUUUUUUUAAAUGGAUAAGGGACAAUGACACUUAAUGUUUACACAGCACGGUAAAAUGUAAAACAGUUUACCUGAUUUCUUCCAGUCAAUGUACUUGAGGUAAAUGUGAGUCCAUGUUGUGGUCUUAUCCAGCAGUAGCUCACCAUUCUCACUGUGACCUUCAUUUAAAUUCAACCUUCAGGUUUUAGCUGUUGAAGACUUAAAUCAUAGAUGUCUCGGUAUUAAUAUGAUGCAGUCUAGUGUAUACAGAGAGCUUCUACAUAUAUUGGUAUUAAGAUUCUUAUAACCUGGAUAAAUUAGUACCAUACUGCAGGUAAUAGUUGUUUGCAAGAAGACUGUUAAGAAUGAAAGUUUACUUUAAAAUCAGCUGCUUUUAGUUACCUACACAGCUGAAAAGGGUAAAACACUAAAACUUAUGAGGCCAGCUUUUAGUACCCAGUAUGGACAGGCUUUGGAAGACAUGCUUUCUUCUAUGUAGAGCAUCAUUUUUAACUUGUGGUGUAAUUUACUGAAACUUGUUCUAAGCAUUCCAGUAUCUCUACUUAUGGAAUAAAUGGACCUUUUCUCUCUGA
Acanthochromis polyacanthus (spiny chromis) is the source of this 1936-nucleotide messenger RNA. RefSeq names its product acetyl-CoA acetyltransferase 2 (gene acat2). The record is from RefSeq and is a predicted model, not a curated record. Gene Ontology annotation, molecular function: acetyl-CoA C-acetyltransferase activity. Gene Ontology annotation, biological process: fatty acid beta-oxidation. NCBI's taxonomy places the organism in Eukaryota, Metazoa, Chordata, Actinopteri, Pomacentridae. The coding region runs from base 125 to 1312 and encodes 395 amino acids. The transcript has 9 exons.